Messenger RNA from Diceros bicornis minor, 4075 nucleotides. It is a transcript of the gene ABHD18, whose product is annotated as abhydrolase domain containing 18. The record is from RefSeq and is a predicted model, not a curated record. The transcript has 11 exons. NCBI's taxonomy places the organism in Eukaryota, Metazoa, Chordata, Mammalia, Perissodactyla, Rhinocerotidae. The coding region runs from base 308 to 1564 and encodes 418 amino acids.
GUCAGGGCCGGGCCGUGUGUCCUGGUCCUCCUUCUUCGGGCUGCGCCUCUCCGCCUACCCGGACAGAGUUGCGGAGAGCCGAGGAGGACUCAGGGGCGUGUCCAAACGGCCACCCCGCUCCGUGCUCGUCCGUCUCCCUAGGCUUCGCUGUCGGCGGCCCCUGGCUCCUGCGUGCCUGGAGAGGCUGCUGUCGCUGCGGUUGGAGCUCGGACGGAAGGCGAGUCCCCGGAGCCACGGGAGCCGCGGUGCUGGGAGGCUCGGCCAGCUGGACAGCAGGCACCCACCGAGCGGCCAAUGUUUGCUACUAAUGGGUGUGAGCAAGUUAGAUAUUCUGUACCGGAGACUUCUCCUCACAAAACUUUUUAUCAGAGGAUGGGGAAGGCCAGAGGAUCUCAAAAGACUCUUUGAAUUCAGAAAGGUGAUUGGAAAUCGAGAAAGAUGUCAGAAUCUGGUUUCAAGUGAUUAUCCAGUAUACAUCGAUAAGAUUGAAGAGCAGUCAGACUGUAAGAUCCUGGAUGGACACUUUGUUUCCCCCAUGGCCCACUAUGUGCCUGAUAUCAUGCCAGCUGAAUCUGUUAUAGCAAGGUUCCAAUUUAUUGUGCCUAAAGAAUGGAACAGCAAAUAUAGACCUGUAUGCAUUCAUCUUGCUGGAACAGGAGAUCAUGAAACCCAAGGACCAAAUGCUAGACGGUCCAGCUUAAAAAACGUGUCUGACCUUUUUGUGAUGGGAGGAGCUCUUGUUUUAGAAUCUGCAGCUCUCUUGCACUGGCUGGAGAGGGAGGGUUACGGCCCUCUAGGAAUGACUGGAAUAUCCAUGGGAGGACAUAUGGCUUCCUUAGCAGUAUCCAACUGGCCUAAGCCCAUGCCGUUGAUUCCAUGCCUGUCUUGGUCCACAGCAUCUGGGGUCUUCACUACGGGUGUGCUGAGUAAAUCAGUUAAUUGGAGGGAGCUGGAAAAGCAGUAUUAUACGCAGACAGUUUAUGAGGAAGAAAUUAUUCACAUGCUUGAAUAUUGUGGAACAGAUUCUUUCAAAAUGGGACAAGAGUUCGUGAAACGCUUCCCUAGCAGUGCAGACAAGCUAACUAACCUUAAUCUGGUUUCUAGAACUUUAAAUUUAGAUAUGACGGACCAAGUUAUGUCCCCAAAACCUGCUGAGUGCCAUAACUCUGGUAAAACAUCUAUCAGUGCCAUAUCAGAAGGACUCUUGUUGCAUGAUACCUCUAAGAUGGAGUGCUUCAAUCAAACACUUUCAACCAACAAAAGUAGUUAUAUGAGUUGCAGUCCUCAGUCAUACCACCUACUCAGUAAAGAACAAAGAAGAAACAAUCUUCAGAAAGAAUCUUUAAUAUUUAUGAAAGGAGUCAUGGAUGAAUGUACUCAUGUAGCAAAUUUCUCAGACGAGCCAUCUAUGAUGCAUUUGAACGCUUCCUCCAUAAAUACGCUAAUUAAUUGGAUCACUGUAUGUAACCAGUGCGACCAUCAUGUUCUUACGAAAGGAGUUUCAUCCAUUGAGGAUUUGAAGAACAAGCAGACAGCUCUAUAUAUCGAACUGCUAUCGAUUUAGUCUGGAAUUCAGUGUCAAAGAUCAGUCAACUGUAAUCUUUAAAUACCUUUGAAUAACUUUAAACCAAUAUUUGGAUGAAAUAAUGUUGAAGUAUUUUGUUAUUGUUUGUGGGAAUCCCAUAUACUCAAUAUCUAGUCUGUUACUAUUUAUGAAACCUUUAAAUUUUUAAUUAUGAAUAAUUUAUUAAUUUAAAAUAAAUGUAUUCAUAGAAACCCUAUUGGUUUUUAAAGAACUGCUAAACCGAACUAAGUUUGUAAUACAUCAGCCUGUAUUCUAAACCGUUAUAUAUUUCUGCUAUUGACUUGAUUUGAGAAACAUGUUUAUUUCUUUUAUGAAUCCAUAGUGAAUUCACAAUCUUAUUUUACCUUUAAUUUUCUGCCAUGGAAAUACUUUUGAUGUGUAAAAUCAGUGUUAACUCUGAAUUCUAAAAAAUCCUGAUUGCUUCAUACUUAAGUGCUUUUAAUAAUUAAAAUGAAUGUGGGAAUGCAGAUGAGAUACGUAAGACUUGGCCACUUUAAAACUUUGCCAAAUAUUAGGUUAGAAAAAAAUGCUAAAUAUAUUUCUCCUACUUAAAAAGUUUCAAUUCUGGGCCCGCCCGGUGGCGCAAGCGGUUAAGUGUGCACUCUGUGCUGCGGUGGCCCGGGGUUCGCCGGUUUGGAUCCCGGGCGCACACCGACGCACUGCUUGGCAAGCCAUGCUGUGGCGGCAUCCCAUGUAAAGUGGAGGAAGAUGGGCAUGGAUGUUAGCCCAGGGCCAGUCUUCCUCAACAAAAAGAGGAGGAUUGGCGGAUGUUAGCUCAGGGCCCAUCUUUCUGACAAAAAAAAAAAAAGUUUCAAUUCAUGAAAAAUGGAAAUAAUGGAAGACCUGUUGCAUUAAUUGAUAGAUACUGUCUAUCAAUUUCAGUUUCUAUCUAUCAGUUUCUUGUAUACCUUCUCUGGGUUUGCUAAAUUAGGCCAAGAACUUAACAGCUUUGGCUUUUUAAUUUCAGAAAUUAAUGGCCACAAAUGAAAUUGAUUUGUCCCACAUAAACUUUGUUUUAUAGAAAAGAUAUAAUAACUACUAACUUUUUAAAUUGGAAGAUUAUAUGGCUAGAUUUGGUGCUUUGUUUUUAUGUUAAACUCUCAAGCUGAAAACUAAAAUGUUUUACAAAAGUAGAAAAUAUUUUUGGGUAUUGUUUCAAGGUUUGGGAUAAAUAUAUUUGAGUUUUAUUUGUUUGAAAUCUGUGUUACCUAUGGAUUAUUUUAAAAUAUGUAUUCCUAGUCUAGUAAGGAUAUCUGAAUUAUAAUGUACCUUUGUAGCCUUUUUAAAGGAAAUUUUAUUUGUCUCUCUAAUCCCUCUAUCACCUUAAUUUUUAAAAACUAUUUAAAAAUUAUUAAUGUGAAGUCAUUGAUGGCGUACAAAAUUGUAAAUUCUAUAAAACUGCUUUGGCAUAACAAACCAACAUAGUUACAGCCAUUUGAGCUACAGUACUUUUACACGUUCAGACUGUAACCUUUACUUUUAACACCAAGUAUAAAACAUACUAAAGCUCUUUAACAAAAUACCUUUUAAAAUGAAGUAAAACUUAUUGUCAACUGAAUUACAAGUAGUUUCUUAUGUAUGUAGUGAGGUGAAUGAUUGAAUGCUUUCUGAACAGUGACUUUAGUAAAACCAAUACUUUAUUUUUCAUAUAAAUAUUUCUUACUAAGCAAUAAUGUACUAUGGUGUGUGACUUUCUACUGGUAAAAGAAUGAAAUUUCAUUUCAUUUUAAUUAACUCUUAGGCAUAACUAAUUUUUCCCAAACAAAUGUGAAAGAAGACAUUUUAAAAAUUUCAUCUCAACCAAAUGUUUUAAGAAUAUAUCCAUGCAAAUGCCUAAAUUGAUUAAUUCAAAAUGCAAAAUACUUUUUCUUAAAGUUUUUUUUAUUCACUCCCUCCAAAAUAGUGGCUUGAGCUUUAAAACAAUAGGUAGGUAGAUAGAGAGAUAGAUAGGUAGAUAGGUAGAUAGAGAGAUAGAGACAACAUAUAUAUUCAGAGAAGUGCUUCUGCCAUUUUGAAGAUUGGGUACAUAAAUUGCUAGAAAUUCAUUUAGGCUAGAGUUGCAAACUCGCAGUUGAUACAGGCCAGCUUGGCCCACAGUUGUUUUAUUCAGGGUGCAUAUUUCAAAAUAUUUUGAAUUUGAAAAGUCUUUAGAUGGGGCAUGCAUUCGCCAAUUUGCCACCGUCCACUGGACUUACUGUUGCAUCAGACUUCUUCACUACUUUGUGUUUCCUACUUAGCAGUGAAGACAUCUGAGUUUGAGACCCCUGAUUUAGAUCUGUGAUUAGAAAGUUUCUGAAGUUCAUGAUUUGCUAUUGUAAUUACUAUUAAAUCAUUUUAGCAUAUGCAUUUUAGAUUGUUUGUUACGAAUGUAAUUUUUUAAUGUGGUGCUUUCUCUUGUAAAGAUUAUUGAAUUGUUCACACUAAAAUUUUAAAAAUCAUUUCCAAAUAUUUUAUACUUCACAAUAAAAGUAUUUAAAAAGUUAUUUUUAU